AUGAACGAGCCUGCUCCAACUACUUCCUCGUCGAGUUCCUCUUCGACAUCCGUUGCUGCCUCUACCUCGGUCAAGCCUACGUUGUCUUCUUCCUCAAAGCCUGUAGUCACAACUCCCUCUACCACCAUCAAGCGGUCAACAUCGACUACCGCCCCGCCUAUGACAACGAAGCCCUCUAAUGGAGUCGACACACCAUCUCCGCUGCAACCCAGUGUCGCUACUAACUGUGAUUCUUUCUACUAUGUUAAGAGCGACAAUAGCUGUGAGAACAUUGCCAAAUUUAACGGCAUCUCCACUGCCCGGUUCCUCUCCUGGAACCCGAGUGCUGGCUCCGACUGUACCGGGCUCUGGGUUAAUGCAUACGCAUGCAUUAGCAUCAUCGGCCACACACCUACUUCUGUAGCUCCCAUGACGACCACAACUGGUAAUGGUAUCGCAACUUCGCCCUCCAUUCAGUAUGGCAUGGUCCGUAACUGCGACAGCUUCUACAUGGUAAAAUCAGGUGACACUUGUGACAAAAUUUCCUCCAGCAAUAGCAUCACUUCGGCUCAGCUCAUCUCCUGGAAUCCGACUGUUGGCUCAAGCUGUGGUAGCUUUACGUUUGCAUUUCUAUCGUCAGACACACACCCAACUACUACCAAGGCUCCAGUCACCACAACAAAGCCUGGAAACGGCCUUACCACGCCUGCACCGUAUCGGACUGGUAUGAAGACGAGCUGCAAGAUCUUUCACUUUGUUGCAAGUGGAGAGACUUGCGCAACUAUCUCUGCGAAGUACAAAAUCACUACAGCAAACUUUGCUAAAUGGAAUCCAGCGGUUGGUAGCACGUAUGCUGGCUUGUGGGCUAGCACAUAUGCGUGCGUAGCUGUGCUAUAA
Molecule: messenger RNA, 876 nt
Organism: Bipolaris maydis ATCC 48331
Lineage: Eukaryota; Fungi; Ascomycota; Dothideomycetes; Pleosporales; Pleosporaceae
Source: RefSeq, a predicted model, not a curated record